Molecule: messenger RNA, 2085 nt
Organism: Alternaria atra
Lineage: Eukaryota; Fungi; Ascomycota; Dothideomycetes; Pleosporales; Pleosporaceae
Exons: 4
Coding region: 1-2085 (694 amino acids)
Biological process (GO): endocytosis; intra-Golgi vesicle-mediated transport; endoplasmic reticulum to Golgi vesicle-mediated transport
Cellular component (GO): Golgi apparatus
Molecular function (GO): protein binding; GTPase activator activity
Source: RefSeq, a predicted model, not a curated record
AUGGCGUCGGCCUUGAACAAGCGCCAGCAAGCGCGUAAUGAGCGUACGUUACAGGAACUCAUCAAGACAGUUCCCGGCAAUGGAACUUGCGCAGACUGUGGUGCGCGGAAUCCAGGAUGGGCGAGCUGGAGCCUGGGCAUCUUCCUGUGCAUGCGAUGCGCAGCCCUGCAUCGCAAGCUGGGGACGCACAUCUCCAAGGUCAAGUCCUUGAGUAUGGAUAAGUGGGACAAUGCGCAAGUAGACAACAUGAAGCGCAUUGGUAAUGUCGAAUCGAACAAGACGUAUAACCCGCGUAACGUCAAGCCCUCCAUACCCAUCGACAUCGACGAGGUGGACAGUGCUAUGGAAAGAUACAUACGGGCAAAAUAUGAGCAGAGGAUAUACUUGGACGCUUCACGACCGGGCACGCGACAGAACACGGGCAGUACGAGCUCUGAGGACCGACCACCACCCUUACCACCGAAGCCGACUGGUCGCUUUGGAUUUGGGUUGCGAAAGGCGGCAACAUCACCUCGAAAUCUGACUCCUCCGCUAUCACCAGGUCUUAGUGGGUUCAGUCAACAAGAUCAAUCGCCGCCACGGAUCAACAAACCUUCCAGGGUCUUCGGUUCCAACAUACACACUUCGGGCGACGGCAUGGAUUCGAAGCUAGCGCAGCUUCGGGAUAUGGGCUUUCCAGACGAUAAGCGCAAUUCUACGGUACUAAAGGGACUGAACGGAAAUUUGGACCGGGCAGUCGAGGCUUUGAUCAGAUUGGGGGAGCAGGACCCUGGCAGAUCGAGGGGAAGUACACCGACACCAUCAACGCAGCCUACUUCCAAUGGCAUUUCCUUCGACACACCGAGCACCGCACCCGCUACCACAUCAUCUACAAACCCUUUCGAUGCGCUAGAUGCGCCUACUCACGCUCCCCAGCAGCAACCACAGCUCGCUCCGCUCCAGACCCAGCAAACAUCCUAUGGAGGGCCGACGCCACAGCAAGCCUAUCCGUCAAGCUCCUACAACCCAUUUUUACAACAAGCGUCUCAAGGAUAUGUUCAGCAACAGGCCCCUCAGCAACAACCGCAGCAGCAACAGAACUUCGGCUAUCAACAAAACCCAUGGGAUCAACAGCAGCAAAAUCUCGAACAAUCUUUCCAGGGUAUGCAAAUCUCGAAUCAACAGCCUCAGCAACCUCAGCAACCCCUAUUCCCAAACCGAACUGGAGGCUACGGUGAAUCGCAACCGUCAUCAUUCCCUCAAACAAACCCCUACAACCAGUCGUUUACUCCACCGCCGAUGCCGCAGAUACCCGAGCAAUACAGUUCUUUCUUCGCUCCGCAACAGCCGCAGUACCAAUCUAUGUCCAAUCCCUCAAGUCCCGGAAAUCCCUUCCUGAGAUCGUCCAAAAGCCAAAUGUUUACACCGACCAAUCUUGCGAGCUCAAAUCCAUUCGGACAGUCAACAUUGCAACAGCAACAGCCAUCUCAGCCGCAGUCCGCUACUCCACAACAGCAGAUGCCUAAUCCUUGGUCGCAACAGCAACAACAAUUCCAGCAGCAGCAACUGCAGCAGUCAUCUCAACCGCAGUCAGCUCCUCCACAGCAGCAAAUGCCUAACCCUUGGUCACAGCAGCAGCAACAACAACAGCAACAGUAUAACCAGGUUUCAACUCCCCAGACGGCGAACCCCUGGCAGACGCAACAAACAAGCUAUCAACCCCAGGAUCCACAUCAAACCUACCAGACUCAACAGCAGAGUUUCCAGACCCAACAGCAGUUGUACCAACAACAAAGCUCUAACCCCUUUGACAAGAAUGCUUCAAUUCUCUCGCUAUACAAUCAGCCUCAGCAAGCUCCUCAGCAAACGCCACAACAGCAAGCUCAACCGACAGCUGUGCAAGCUUCAACUCCUGCUGCGCAAGCACCUGGACGCUCAAACCCGUUUGGUGGUAUGUCCGGUGCACCACAAGGACAAGCACUAUCCGCUGCACAAACACCUGGUGUAAGGCAUGUUAGCAACGAGAGUGUGGACUUUUCGGGAUUGAUGGGUGGUCGACAUUCACCCGACGCUUUCUCGGGCUUGAGUGCGACCUUCAGGCGGUAG